Messenger RNA from Amphimedon queenslandica, 1371 nucleotides. Its product is annotated as kaptin-like. The coding region runs from base 31 to 1314 and encodes 427 amino acids. The transcript is spliced from 11 exons. NCBI's taxonomy places the organism in Eukaryota, Metazoa, Porifera, Demospongiae, Haplosclerida, Niphatidae. Gene Ontology annotation, biological process: cellular response to amino acid starvation; negative regulation of TORC1 signaling; actin filament organization. Gene Ontology annotation, molecular function: actin filament binding. Gene Ontology annotation, cellular component: KICSTOR complex; lamellipodium; actin cytoskeleton. The record is from RefSeq and is a predicted model, not a curated record.
UGAUUUUAAUGAGUCCACCAUCUUUGGGUUAUGUCUAAUUCUGAAGAUCAUCUCUCAGAGAGAGCUGGAGGGAGCAGCUCCUCAGAUCCUCUCUCAUCCCAUCCUUCUGAUCUCAGUCUUCCCAGCGCUCACUCUUUUCAUGAGUUAAAUUUCUUUCCUCUUGCCAGUCAUAGCAGUACUUACGGUCUCGUCUCAAUUAAUGUAGGCGGGGUCAACAAGUUGCUAGUGGCGACAGUCAGUGGAGAGAUUUAUCGGUUGGAAAUGGAUCGAAAAACUUUGCAAUCGUCUUGGAAGCAAAUUACCUUCUCGUAUAUACCUGCCGUAGCUGAAAUUAUUUCAUUGGAUGCAUUUGUUAUUGAUCCUAAUGGUGUGGUCGUGGGAGUGACUCUAAUUAAGCCUUCCAAACCUAAAGAUGUCUAUUUUAACAUUUACGGUCUUCACUGUGACCCGAACUCUAGUCUCAAUUGGGAGCAAAUAGCUGAGGACUGGACUCCAGUGUCCUUACAGUUCAUCCCUUACAAGUUACUCCACACAGAGAUAUAUAAUAAGGAUUCUUGGGACUUCGUAUUCCUUCUUCCUGGAAACGACCUCAAUGUUCAUAUCUAUCCCAAACAAGUGUUAUUUGAGGAAGAGGAUAGCCUCUUGAGGUUUCCUGAGUUCAAAGACCUGAGGAGUAACAUCACUGAUGUUGUGAUGGACACAAACAAGCUUGAAUUUAAGCGCAUCACUGCCUUUGGUUGCCAAAACGGAUAUAUUAGAUGCUCUUUUGUUGAUGCAUUAAAUAAUACUCUUCUUAAGUUUGUUGAUACUAACAGUCUUGAUGGCCCAAUGACAUCGGUUAAUUUAUUAUCGUCCUCUUUUGAAAACUUGCACCUGGUGGCCACCUCAGCAAUCCAGCCUGCUGUUGUCUAUAAAAAUGUGUUUGGCGGAGAGACAAUGGAUGAUUACAUUGUUCUAGAUCACUCUGAUAAAUUUGACAGCAUAAUCUGUUCAUCGCUGGGAGACAUUACAUGUAAUGGGUACAAGGAGCUGGUGAUUGGCACAUAUGGGAAAAUGAUACUUGUGUAUGGUUUUCAGAAUCAAAAAGACUUGCCUCAAGCUGAGCUCUUAUGGAAGAGAGGUUUAGCCCAUCCGGUACUAUCAGUCACCAUGUGUGAUGUAACUGGUGAUGGGUUGGAUGAGAUUAUCAUUCUCUCUACUGCUGGUGUUCACAUAUUGCAGCACGACUUGGAUCAAGUUUGUACUUUAUUUGUUACAAAACUAAUAGAAAUUAUUGGACACAAUCAGUAUAAUGGAUCCCGUGAAGCAAAUUGAGGUUUAUAAAAUUAUUUUCAUUUCAUUCCAUCAAUUCAUUGAAAUUUUAUACAUAAA